Messenger RNA from Ectocarpus siliculosus, 854 nucleotides. The record is from the annotation of a GenBank genome assembly. Lineage: Eukaryota; Phaeophyceae; Ectocarpales; Ectocarpaceae.
CUUCGUCCAGCUUCCUCCGGCCAUUGGCGGUGCACAGGUCUCAACUCUACUACAGCAGAGGCCUGGCAACGGCCACGUCAUCCAUGGCGUCUUCUCAGCCGCCCCCCUCCUCCUCUGGCAUCAGCCUCCUCACAGCGGAAGAUUCAGCGGCGCUCGAUGCAGACCUCAUGUCGACUCCUGGGUUCAGCAUCGACCAGCUGAUGGAGCUCGCGGGGCUCAGCGUCGCCUGCGCCAUCGCCAAAGUUUACCCGCCGCCGUCCAGGGUUCUCAUCGUUUGCGGCCCGGGGAACAACGGAGGCGACGGCCUAGUCGCCGCCAGGCACCUCUGGCAGUUCGGCUACCGGCCUACGUGCCUCUACCCCAAGCCCACGGCGCGCCAGCUAUUCACCAACCUCGUCGAGCAAUGCAAGCAGCUGGACAUCGAGUUCCUACCGUCUUGGGAGGCGGCUGGAGACCUAGGUAGCUACGACGUGGUCCUUGAUGCCAUGUUCGGCUUCGGCUUCAAGGGCGACCCGCGACCGCCAUUCGAUACCAUCCUCAAGGACCUCUCGAAGAGCGGCGCAACUCCCGUCGUUUCGGUUGACGUGCCAAGCGGAUGGUCGGUGGACGAGGGCGAUUCGAAAGGCGGCGGCCUCAAGCCCGAAAUGCUGAUAUCUCUCACGGCCCCAAAACUCAGCGCGAGGUUUUUCGAGGGCCCCCACCACUUCCUCGGCGGCAGGUUCGUCCCCCCAGGGAUCGCGAGCAAGUAUUCCCUCGAGCUUCCCGCUUACCCGGGUUCGGAGCAGUGUGUCCGGCUCGAGGAGUGGGGGCAACAGCGACGCACAAAACAACCACAGGAGCCGUGCGAAGGAUAA